AUGGAGCAGAAACAGAGCGGCAAGAAUGAUGAGAUUUCUAAUUUGGGUGUAAGAACAAAGGCUAACAGAAGAGGGAUUAGUUUAGGGCCAGCAGAAAUCCUCUCUGCAGGGCGUAGAGGGAUGAGUUUGGGGCCUUCUGAGAUUUUCGGAGCAGCGAAAUCGAGCCAGGGUGGAGAGUUGCAGUUUGAGCCUGAAAUCAAGGAAAUUUGUUGCGAAAUCGAGGCAAGCUGUGACCACCAUUGGUUCAAGAAAGGCUGUGAAGAAGGAAGAAUCUGUUUUGAACACAGUCCAGCGAAGAAGCUGUUUAGAGAUGACGAGAAAUCGGUUCCAAACAAGAAGGCGUCUAGGCUGGGGAGAGUGGUGGCGAGUAGAUAUAAUCAUGGCGCGUCUCAGGCUUCGGCAAUGAGGAAGAUAUCUCUGCCGGAGAGUGAUGGUGAUGCAGGGAAAAGGGUUGACAAGACGCUGUCUUUUUCUGUGGGGAAGACGAGGGCUAAUGAGGGCGAGGGCCGUGUGAAGAAGAGGUGGGAGAUUCCUAGUGAGAUUAUAGUUCAUAGAGGUGUGAGGGGAGGAGGAGAUGGAGAGGGAGAGAAGUCUCCUGGAUGUGUUGUGGCGCCUGGCCUAUUAACACAAAUUUCUGUGUUAAUAAAACAUUAA
This is a messenger RNA of Salvia splendens (bonfire salvia), 654 nucleotides long. RefSeq lists its product as uncharacterized. Lineage: Eukaryota; Viridiplantae; Streptophyta; Magnoliopsida; Lamiales; Lamiaceae. The transcript has 2 exons. The coding region runs from base 1 to 654 and encodes 217 amino acids. The record is from RefSeq and is a predicted model, not a curated record.